Messenger RNA from Sitodiplosis mosellana (orange wheat blossom midge), 276 nucleotides. RefSeq lists its product as uncharacterized. Lineage: Eukaryota; Metazoa; Arthropoda; Insecta; Diptera; Cecidomyiidae. The transcript has a single exon. The coding region runs from base 1 to 276 and encodes 91 amino acids. The record is from RefSeq and is a predicted model, not a curated record.
AUGCGUCGCAAGCGACGUCAUCAAGACUUACGUGUGGCGGCCAUUUUGACAACGGCCCUCAUUAGCGCUGAACGAGAAAUGCGUAUCAAACAACAGGAACGAGCAUUGAAAUGGGCCAAACUAAAUUUAGAAAUUAGUCAACAAAGUGAACCAAAAUCAGCCGAAGAAGAGGAAAAGCAUAAGCGAGAAGUUAGCGAAAUGUGGAAUAGUGAAUUGAGUGAAUUAGAUGAAUUUAUAAAUAGUUUGAGCCAAAUUAAAACAUCGGUAGUGCGAUGA